Molecule: messenger RNA, 1639 nt
Organism: Cucumis sativus (cucumber)
Lineage: Eukaryota; Viridiplantae; Streptophyta; Magnoliopsida; Cucurbitales; Cucurbitaceae
Product: very-long-chain 3-oxoacyl-CoA reductase-like protein At1g24470
Exons: 2
Coding region: 419-1417 (332 amino acids)
Cellular component (GO): endoplasmic reticulum
Molecular function (GO): ketoreductase activity
Source: RefSeq, a predicted model, not a curated record
AAUGAUCUGUGUUAGUUGUCUCUGAUUUCAGCAGUAAUGCCUAAUAGUUAGUGGCCUUCAUCUGUUUAGUUUUAUUUAAUCUUCGGUGGCAUACUUUCAAACAUAAUAAAAACAUUUCUUUAUUCUUUUAACAUUUGUAAGUCCUAGUUCAUUUCUUUAGCAUCGGCACAAAUGAAAGCUUUUUCUUGCUUUCGUUGAAUUCCAAUAACGAACAAAAGAAAAUGACCAUUCAUAUAAAGUAGGUAACCAAGCAGAGUUUCCUUUGUCCACUCUCUCUACCCCCUCUCUACUCUCUACCCUACUAUUCUUCCUCUCUCUCCUUCUCUUUCUCUCCUUCUCUUUCUUAUUAAGUAAUCAGUUAUAACAUGAAAAUGAGGGGAAGGCAAGGAAGAUAAAAAGAAGGAGAAGAAAACAAAUCAUGCACACAAUGAAGGAGACAUUCUUUCUGCUACUUUCCACUAGUCCCAUUUGGCUUCUCAUCCUCUCCUUUCUCGGUUUCUUCACCAUUCUUUGGCACUCCGCCACUGUCGCCCGAUGGGUUUACCGAGCCUUUCUCAGACCCUCCAAGGAUCUGAGAUACUAUGGCUCUUGGGGAAUAGUCACUGGCGCCACUGACGGCAUUGGAAAGUCCUUUGCCUAUCAGCUGGCCAGAGCCGGACUCAACCUUGUACUGGUGAGCAGAAGCUCCAUGAAGCUUAAGGCAGUUUCUAAGGAUAUUCAAUCUGAAUUUCCUGAUACAAAGGUAAAGAUAAUUGAAUUAGACUUCACAGAAGACGAUAUUAGCGGUGGUAUUGCAGAGAUUGAGGAGGUGAUUGAAGAUUUAGAUGUGGGGAUUUUGAUAAACAACGUGGGGAUUACAUAUCCGAACGCUAGCUUUUUCCAUGAAGUGGACGAGAAAGUUUGGAUGAAUGUUUUCAAAGUGAAUGUGAAGGGUACUACUUGGGUUACUAAAGCUGUUUUGCCAAAGAUGAUUAAGAAGAACAGAGGAGCUAUUGUGAAUAUUGGCUCUGGAGCUGCUGUUAUUGUUCCUUCUCAUCCUCUCUAUGCAAUCUAUGCUGCUACGAAAGCGUACGUUGACCAACUCUCAAGAUCUCUACACGUGGAAUACAAAGAUUGGGGAAUUGAUGUUCAAUGUCAGGUGCCGUUGUACGUCGCAACUGAAAUGGCAUCAAGAGUAGCGUCGGUAAGCCAAGCGUCGCUGUUCAUUCCAUCAGCCGAUGACUAUGUGAAAGCUGCAAUUCGCCAAAUUGGAUACGAGCCACGGUGCACCCCUUACUGGGCGCACUCGCUCCAAUGGUGUUUUGCUUCCCUGCUCCCGGAGGCGAUGCUUGACGCCUGGCGGCUCUCCAUUGGCUUGGAGAGGAGGAGGAAGGAAUCCGUCACCAUGAAACGGAUUGAAGGUUGCAAACAAGAAUGAAAGGACUUGGCAAAAAAAGCAACUCUGUGAAGGUUACUAUUGUUUACAAUCUAGUGAAAUAGUAAAUAUAUCAUUGUGUUGUUCAAUAAGAUGAUAGAACGUGAUCUUAUUACAUAUAGAUUUUGUGUCAAUUCGAGCAUUGAUUCGACAACCAAACAAAACAAUGUCUUCUUAAAAGUUAAUAGUUCAAUCUGUUGAAUGUAACAAACUAACGUUAUUACA